Aegilops tauschii subsp. strangulata is the source of this 771-nucleotide messenger RNA. The record is from RefSeq and is a predicted model, not a curated record. NCBI's taxonomy places the organism in Eukaryota, Viridiplantae, Streptophyta, Magnoliopsida, Poales, Poaceae.
AUGCCUCUCAGCUUCGGCCGCUCCAUCUCCUUCCCUCUCACCCGGCACCAUCUCCAAGCCCGCCACGUCCGCUCCGUCAGCCUUCCCGGCACCACCUCCUCCCACCCGCUCCUCGCCAACCUCCGUGCCCACAUCACCGCCCUCCGCGCCUGGACACACACCGACUCGUCCUCCUCCCUCCACGCCGGCCUCGCUGCCAUGCACGCACUCCACGCCGCGCUUGCUGACGUCCUCCUCCUCCUGGAGUCUCGUCGGGCCACCACCUACGUCGGCGACCGCCUCCUCGACGCAUUCCUCCUCCUCGCCGACGCGCACCAGGGCUUCCAGGAAUGCGUCAUGUCGCUCAGGCACGUCACUGCCGAGUCCCGCGCCGCGCUCCGCAGAGGGGACACCGGCAGACUCGCGUCCGCCUCCAGGUCGCGGCGCAGGGCCGAGAAGGACCUCGCCCGCCUCACCGCCUCUGUUUCCGCCGUCUCUGCCAAGUGCUCGCGAUUGAACCUUCUCGCUGGUGCCGAGGAGGCCCAGAUGGCCGGCCUGCUCGUGGAGGCGGCCGCUUUGAGCGCCGCGGCGUCUGCAGCCGUCUUCUCGUCCGCCGCGUCCAUGUCGUCCCCUGCGUCUACUAGCAAGAAGAUAGCUAUGUUUAUUCCUGCGUUCACCACCAGGAAGUCCACCGCGCCGGCGACGGAGGAGGCGGCCGCGGAGAGGCUGCACGCGCGCGCUGGAGAAAUUCUCUGGUGGGCAGCAUUAUACUCCUUCCGUACUUUGUACUAA